AGGCGUUCUGCGUUCAGUGCGUUCAAUCAGUCGCAGGCUGCGCGUGUUCAGCUUCGCGUUCUCGUCGCUUUCAAACCCGCAAAACGGCGAUGCCGGUCGUCGAAAAAACGCCAGAACGACGCCGCCCGCGCGACCGGAAACUCCACCACCAUACAUUUUAUUUCUGUGCCAAAAGGACAUAAAUUCACCGCAAACACGCGCUAUAAUUACCGAAAAUUAAAAAACAAAAGUGAAUGGAAUUACUAAAGUAUUAACUACUUUUAAACUACAUUGUAGCCUGAGCGUUAUUAUGUUAAAUCAACGGUUUUUAACGAACGUUUAAUAGAGUUGUGUGCUGUGUGUGAUUUCGUUCACUCCCCGCGGCACGUGGUGACUGUGGUUACCAAUAUGAUAACGCAAUCGUCUGUGAAGUAAAGUUGUCGACUCCCGAUUACUGGCGCGAUUGGAGUGCCGACACGCGGAUCGUUAACAUUCUCAAUCGAUCGCCGCUGUGAACAUGAUUGGCAUGAUCUCUACUAAUUGACACGAAGAACACAGUGUUCGUGUGUUGUGAGUGCGCGCGUUGUGGUUUCCUCGCAAAAGGUGAAGCAAUGAGUUCGCCAGCGAAAGUCGACAACGGUGUGCAGGACCGCCUCCUCGACACCGCCGCCAACAAGGACGACAAGAAUGUGCAAAUCGUCAAAAAGACAGAAAAUGGCAAACAUAAAAAAGAAGUGGCGAUUGUAAUCAAAAACAAUGACAAAAAAGAUUGGAAGCUGGUGCCGCCGGACGGUGGCUGGGGUUGGUUGGUGUUGUUGGGAGCAACGAUGGUUAACGUCCUUGUUCCAGGCACUGUGAAAUCCUUCGGCGUGUUAUUCGUGGAAUUUUUGGAAGUUUUCCAGGCGUCACCGGCCACAGCCGCAUGGAUCCCAGCCCUUUGUUACUUUUUAUACAGCUCUUUAGGCCCGGUCUCUAGUAUACUAUCGCUGAAAUAUUCAUAUCGCACCGUCACCAUAUUGGGAGGUACAUGUGCAGCUUUAGGAAUGAUUUUAAGUUAUUUUGCCAAUUCAGUUACGUUCUUGUACCUUAGUUACGGCGUGUUGGUCGGUACGGGCGCUGGGUUAUCAUUUCCGCCUACGGUGUACAUCGUGACCAGCUAUUUUGUGCGUUAUCGUGGACUUGCUAAUGGAUUAUGCAUUUCCGGGUCGGCGAUUGGUUCAAUCAUCUUACCGCCAUUGCUACGCGUACUUUUAGAAAUCUACGACUAUAGAGGUGCUGUCCUUUUGAUGGGUGGUAUUACUCUGAAUGUCUUAGCAGCCGCGCUUCUAUACCACCCUGUAGAGGACCACAUGAAAAGGGUACCUCGAGAUGAAAAGGAUAACGAAAUCGAAGAGGAUCCCGAAGAGGAACCUUUGAAACCCAAGUUCAUGAUCACAGGCGAUGAUAGCUCAUCACUGCAUUUAAACCGCAAUGACUCCUUCGUUGAGAACACGGAUAUCACGCAGAACAAGUUCAUCCGCAGUGUUUCCAGUGUGGCGGUACCUAAUUAUCGAAAUCAUGCGUUCGGGCGCGAAAGGAAAAUCUCCAUGCCUGGUGCGCCUAGGAAUGAGAUGACCCGGGUGAGAUCUGGUGUUGCAGUGUCGAAUAUGCACAGCAACAACAGUGCUACUGCAUUGGCCGCGCUCCCGGAAGGAAUGAACGGCCUUGGAGAGUAUCCGCACAGUAGACAAACCAGUACAAGGAGAAGAGUCCCGCGUCGUAGUCCAUCCACAAGCUCAUUCCAAUAUAUCUCCACUCCCUACCACGGCAGUACACUUACCCUCCAACCGGAAAUCUUCGCCUCUUCUUUCAGUUUGCGUUCUACGCAAACCAAAGCAUCUGAUGGGCAAACUAAAGCCCCUGUUGACCAAAAGAAGAAAUUCUUUGACUUAAGUCUCCUAAAAGACCCGCUCUACCUCAUUAUUCUCAUCUCUAACUCGACGAACGCAAUCAGCUACACGAACUUCAUCAUUCUCCUGCCGUCCUUCGCCAUCGCGCUCAACUACGAUAAAAACCAAGGCGCGCUUUUACUCUCCGUGGUCUCUGCGUUGGACCUGGUGGGUCGCAUUGGUGGUUCCGCCCUGUCCGAUUUAAAUCUUAUCCCGAAACAGUGGUAUUUCAUCGGAGGCCUUCUUGUAUCAGGCAUAUCAUUAGCCAUAUUACCGUUUUUCGAAGGCUAUGUUAUGAUUUGCAUAUUUUGUUCGUGUUUCGGACUCGCGUCGGGUAUGUACGUAGGCGUGACGGCCGUGAUAAUGGCCGAUAUGUUAGGCACAGAACGCCUGCAAUCAACGUAUGGGAUUUCGUUAUUCGUCAACGGAAUUCUACAAUUGAUCGGACCACCCAUUUGUGGUAUAUGGUUCGAAAGUACAAAAUCCUACGUAUCACUAUUCUUCUGUCUCGGAAUGGUACUGAUCGUAGGUGCUGCUAUCUGGGGCUUUGUGCCGUUUAUUAAAAAACGCAAGCAAGUCGUAGAAAAUGCAGAAAAUGACUACGACGACGAGGCUAUCGAAGAAGAAUAGCUUAUUUCUUAAACUUACCAAGCUUUUCUUGUCUUCCCAUUGCAGAUUUAUGCAAACAUGCAAGUUUUACCGUAUUUAUAUGUACCAGAACUUCCAUUUCUUAACUUAACAUUUAUUUUUAUUUAUAAAGUUAACCAUAUUUUAGUUACUGACGAUGUACGGCUCGGGUAUUGGGUUUUCGCUGAUAAUUUUUCGAUUAAUUUAUGAAAUGUCGCGGCUAGUGAACAAAUAUUGUAUUUAAAUGAUGACGAUGGUGAAGACUUAGCUCAAGUCAAUUGUGUAUUGAAACUGACUCUAGUGAUCUAUGCAAUAUUGUACUGUACUUAGAUAACUACAAUGAUUGCUGCACAGCUGAUGCCUUUAACAAAAACAUUCAAGAGCGGUAGAGCUUGAAUGAUGCACAAUGCGUUGACGAAACGCAAGAAGAGAAUUAUUUUCAAACAAACUAGAUAAUUGGACCACUUCAGGGUUAAUAAUAUGACUAAUACUGCAAGUUUUCUAUGUAAGUGACGACGUGUGGUGUGAAUUCCCAUGCCCAUUAUGUUAAUAAAUUAAUUAAAUGAUAAGUUGUACUUAUGUUACCAUUUGUAUAAUAUAUUAUAAAGUUUAAUGUA
This is a messenger RNA of Dalotia coriaria, 3151 nucleotides long. RefSeq names its product solute carrier family 16 member hermes (gene hrm). The record is from RefSeq and is a predicted model, not a curated record. Gene Ontology annotation, cellular component: membrane. Lineage: Eukaryota; Metazoa; Arthropoda; Insecta; Coleoptera; Staphylinidae. Gene Ontology annotation, biological process: transmembrane transport. Bases 591 to 2537 code for a protein of 648 amino acids. The transcript is spliced from 5 exons. Gene Ontology annotation, molecular function: monocarboxylic acid transmembrane transporter activity.